Molecule: messenger RNA, 1437 nt
Organism: Temnothorax curvispinosus
Lineage: Eukaryota; Metazoa; Arthropoda; Insecta; Hymenoptera; Formicidae
Exons: 9
Coding region: 47-1258 (403 amino acids)
Biological process (GO): detection of chemical stimulus involved in sensory perception of smell; sensory perception of smell
Cellular component (GO): plasma membrane
Molecular function (GO): olfactory receptor activity; odorant binding
Source: RefSeq, a predicted model, not a curated record
ACUAGUCGAAAGAAGAAAAAAGACGCACCGAUCCUUUCGCUGUUACAUGCAUGUAUAUGCUCGUGGAGAAAUGAUCUGUAUCAACUCUUUACAUAUUGGUCUCAAUCGGUUUCUGCUACUUACAUUUGGUCUAUGGCCUUAUCAGCAAUCUAAACUCGUUCAAUUUCAGUUAGUUUUGUUUCUUAGUAUUUUGGCAACAUUUAUUUUAUUUCAGCUCACAACGUUUCUGACUUCACAAUGUACUCCGGAUCUCCUUAUCAAUGUUCUUUCUUCUGCAUUAUUUUUUAUUACUUUUGUAAUUAAAUAUAUUUUAUUUAGUAUUAACUUUGAAGUCAUAAAGUGUUUGCUGGAGCAACUGCAGCAUAUUCGUAACGAACUAACUGAUAAGAAUGAAAUCAACAUCAUGAAAGAGUACGCCAGCGAUGCAAAACGUUACACGGCUAUAUUUACAUUGUGCGUUAUAUUGCUCGCAUUUGCUUUAUUAUUAUAUCCAAUUUGGCCGCGCAUUUUUGACAUCUUACUGCCUAUGAAUGAAACUCGACCACAUAUUUCACCACUGUUUGUAACAGAAUACUUUGUCGAUCAAGAAAAAUAUUUUUAUUUGAUUAUCUUGCAUGCAAACACGGCCUUUACCAUAGGGGUUGGUGUAAUGUUAGCGACAGGAACAAUGUUCAUAGUUUACAUACAGUAUGCAUGUGGAAUGUUUCGAAUUGCCAGUUAUCGCGUUAAACAAGCAAUAACAAUUGAAAUUCUGCAAAAAAACAGCUUGAAGAAUGAGAAUUUAAUUUAUAAGGGAUUAGUUUAUGCCGUGGAUAUGCAUCGCAAAGCUAUAAAAUUCUCCGAAUCGACAAUAUCUAGAUUUAAAGUAAUGUUCUUCCUUUUGAUAGUAGUCGGAGUGAUUUGCGCGAGUCUGAAUUUUUUUCGGAUUUUUCAGGUGGCAUCCCUUAGCUGUGAUGUUAAAGAACUUUCGUUACGAUUAAUAUUUGUCAUCAUCCAUUUUUGUUACAUGUUUGUAGGAAACUAUCUCGCACAGGAAAUUACGAAUCACAAUAAUGAUGUAUUUGCCACCGUAUACAAUGUCCAGUGGUACGUUACUCCGUUGCAAAUACAAAAAAUGAUCCUGUUCCUCUUGCAAAGAGGUACCAAGGCGUUCACUAUGAAUAUUGCUGGACUAUUUGUGGGAUCGUUAGAAGGUGCUGCUACGUUACUAAGCACGGCAGUGUCGUAUUUCACAAUUCUUCAUUCGACGCAGAAUUGAUGUAAAGCAAAUUAAUUGAUAUAGUGUAGUGGAAUAAUGAUAGUAAAAAACUAAUUAGCACACUAAAACAAAUUACAUACUAUAAUCUAAAAAGUUGGAUUGACCGAUCUCGAUAAAAUUGUAAGAACUCUUAAUUCUAAGAAAAUAUAAAAGUGUUUAAAACAGUGAUGUAUGUUUAC